This is a messenger RNA of Echinops telfairi (small Madagascar hedgehog), 675 nucleotides long. RefSeq names its product retinoschisin 1 (gene RS1). The record is from RefSeq and is a predicted model, not a curated record. Lineage: Eukaryota; Metazoa; Chordata; Mammalia; Afrosoricida; Tenrecidae. The transcript is spliced from 6 exons. Bases 1 to 675 code for a protein of 224 amino acids.
AUGCCAUGCCAGGUAGAAGGCUUCUUGUUACUGCUUCUCUUUGGCUGUGAAGCCACACUGGGAUUGUCAUCUACUGAGGAUGAGGGCGAGGACCCCUGGUACCACAAAGCUUGCAAGUGUAAUGGCCAAGGUGGUGACCAUGCUCUGUGGUCUGCAGGAACCAUCUCCUUAGAAUGCAUGCCAGAAUGCCCAUAUCAUAAACCUUUGGGUUUUGAAUCAGGAGCGCUGGCUCCAGACCAGAUCACCUGCUCCCAUCCAGAACAAUAUGUUGGCUGGCAUUCCUCAUGGACUGCAAACAAGGCUCGGCUCAAUAGUCAAGGCUUUGGGUGCGCCUGGCUCUCCAAGUUCCAGGACAGCAGCCAGUGGUUACAAAUUGAUCUGAAGGAGAUCAAGGUGAUUUCAGGGAUCCUCACCCAGGGGCGCUGUGACAUCGAUGAAUGGAUGACCAAGUACAGUGUGCAGUACAGGACCGAUGAGAGCCUGAACUGGAUUUAUUAUAAGGACCAGACAGGAAACAACCGGGUCUUCUACGGCAAUUCAGACCGCACCUCCAUAGUCCAGAACCUGUUGCGGCCCCCCAUCAUUUCCCGCUUCAUCCGGCUGAUCCCGCUGGGCUGGCAUGUCCGCAUCGCCAUCCGGAUGGAGUUGCUGGAGUGCCUCAGCAAGUGUGCCUAA